Molecule: messenger RNA, 933 nt
Organism: Grammomys surdaster
Lineage: Eukaryota; Metazoa; Chordata; Mammalia; Rodentia; Muridae
Product: taste receptor type 2 member 125-like
Exons: 1
Coding region: 1-933 (310 amino acids)
Biological process (GO): detection of chemical stimulus involved in sensory perception of bitter taste; sensory perception of taste; G protein-coupled receptor signaling pathway
Cellular component (GO): membrane
Molecular function (GO): bitter taste receptor activity; G protein-coupled receptor activity
Source: RefSeq, a predicted model, not a curated record
AUGGGUAUUGACAUAGAGAUCAUAUAUGCAGUUAUUAUCAUUGUGCAAUUCAUAAUUGGGAAUGUUGCAAAUGGAUUCAUAGCACUGGUGAACAUCAUAGACUGGGUGAAGAGAAGAAAAAUCUCCUUAGUGGAUCAGAUCAUUACUGCCUUGGCAAUCUCCAGGAUAGAUAUGGUAUGUUCUAUAUUCUUCAUUACACUAAUAUCUUCACUGCAUCCAGAUUUACAAACGGCUGUGAAAAUGGUAAGAAUAAAAUAUAACACCUGGAUUGUUGCAAACCAUUUCAGCAUUUGGCUUGCUACAUGUCUCAGCAUCUUUUAUUUUCUCAAGAUAGCCAGUUUUUCAAAUUAUAUUUUUCUCUACUUAAGAUGGAGAUUUAAAAAAGUGGUUUCAGUGACAUUGCUGGUCUCUCAGGUCUUACUGCUUUUGAAUAUUCUAGUGUUGAACAUACAUAUCGAUAUCUGGAAAGAUGAAUCCAAAAGAAACCUCUCUUUUGAUUUCAGAUCAAAGAAUUACACUCGAUUUUUCAGACUCUCUCUUUUAAUAAACACAAUGUUCACACUCAUCCCCUUCACUGUGUCCCUGCUGGCUUUUCUGCUCCUCAUCUUCUCCUUGUGGAGACACCUGAAGAACAUGCAGUACCAUGCUAAAGACUUCAAAGACCUCAGCACCGCAGCACAUAUAGAGACCUUGUACAUGGUGGUGGCCUUUCUUCUGUUCUACAUAGUUUUCUUUUUGUCUCUUGCCAUACAACUUUGGACCUCUGUGUCUCAAGAGAAAAACACUCUGUUUUAUGCCUCUAUUAUGAUUACUUUCCCUUCAGUUCAUUCAUGCAUCCUGAUUCUGAGAAACCGUAAGCUGAGGCAAGCAUCUCUUUUGGUGCUGCGGUGGCUUCUGUGCAGGUCCAAAGAUGUACAGACAUUGGUUCCCUGA